Messenger RNA from Ixodes scapularis (black-legged tick), 999 nucleotides. RefSeq lists its product as uncharacterized. Gene Ontology annotation, molecular function: amine binding. Lineage: Eukaryota; Metazoa; Arthropoda; Arachnida; Ixodida; Ixodidae. Bases 1 to 999 code for a protein of 332 amino acids. The transcript has 6 exons. Gene Ontology annotation, biological process: symbiont-mediated perturbation of host defenses. The record is from RefSeq and is a predicted model, not a curated record.
AUGCGGAAAGAAUACGUUGUAAUGGGCCUCCACUGCGUAUUGUUGUUCGCAUAUUUCGCCGCGGCUGAGGUCUGGGCGCAGUACGAGAAAUGGACGCCAAGCUAUCACUGGACGGAGGAAAUGACCAUAAAAAACCCGGAAAACAACCCUGCCUUCAACCACCCAGAUCUUGGGUCUCUGCAAGAUGCAUGGCAGGUCCUAGAAGAAACAUCAAAUGAGACGUAUUUUUUGUUGUUUCGCAGCAGCAUUCCCCUUGAUCAGAAAUGUUUCUCCACAACAGCAAAUAUCACAGACAAAACGAACAAAACCGCAAAUUACACUAUAAUGAGUUACGAUACGAAAGAAAAGAAAUACGAGAAUAUCACGCUACAAGUGAAAGCUCUGACUCAAACUGACUACCCGCUUGAAAACGUUAUAAGGGCAAACUUCGAAGGAAAACUCCCAAAUGCUACUCCGGUUCCCCCGGGAAGGUACACGUACGCUGAGUGUGGUAACACCACCUGUUUUUCCAGUGGUACUUCCUUUCCUGAUAAAGGAAAUGCACGAGAGUUUGGUGGUUUUUUAGAGAAUGCUCUAGACGAGUUGUUCUACAUUCCGGAAAAUGCUGACGAUUUUGACAUGUAUGUCGUAUACAACGAGCCGCAAUGUUAUAUCCUUAGGAAUCCCGGAGCCUCAGGAGGAUGCGACUUGUGGCUGCGAAAAACCGAGUUGAAAAAAAUAGUGGAUGACCUGGAAGAUGAGAUCAUAAAAAAAGAAGAGGAACUCUAUAAAAAUCAUGUAAAGAAAAUAUUGGGAAUCUAUGAAGACUGCACUCCGACAGAUAAACAAAAAGCAGGCCUAAGACUUUACGUAGACGAUGACAUUAGAGUAUGGUUUCAAGACAUCGUAUGGAAACGGAUUUCCCUCGACUGCGUUCUCGCCUUCAUGAUAACCUGUGGAGAACCAUUAUAUGAAGUUUACAAUCCGAUAACCUGUAAUACCUCACUAACAGGGCAAUAA